CAAUGAAUUAAAAUCAUUGUCAAUGUUAGACCUAAAUAUAAUUCCGAAUUUUCACUCUCAUUCGCAUAAUUUCGAAUCUUCGAAGUAAACAAAAAUCUCAAGUGAAUGAGUGAAAAUUGAAUUAAAAUUCUCUAAAUAUGAGUUCUGCUUGUAGUAUUCCUGGUUGUAAAUCAAAAUCUGAGGGCAGUUUAAAUGUUUUCAAAAUGCUUGAUAAUAUCAGAGUUAAGAAAGAAUGGAUGAACUUUGCCGAAAGAUGUGGAAUAAGUAAACGCGAUCCUGAUGAUAUUUCCUUCUGUGAAAAACACUUUAAAGAAGCUAACGCAAAUUUGGGAAUAAAAAUGAAACCCACAGCAAAUUCUUCAUUGAUAAAUCCACCGAAACGAUUGAAUGAAGUAACAAUAACUCGAAAGCCAGCAAACAAAUCAGGAUCAACUCAAAGUGGCACGGCAGAAAAGACAUCAAACAUUCUUUCAAAAUUGCCAUCAACAAUAAGUUUAAGCAAAUUUAAAGUUCCAAAACGAUUGAACAAUGUACCAACAUCAUCAAAUUUUGGAAGACCAGCAAAAACUAUUAGACACACAUUAAGUAGUUCCAUCACUAACAAGAAGCCAAAUAUUCUUUCAAAACUACCUUCAAAUGUACUCACAAAACUGGGAAAUAAUAUGAGCAUUAAACUGAAUAAUAAUCCAACUGAACCACCGAAGCCUGUUAAAUGGGAAAUCAAAAUCACAAAACGAUUCAAAAUUAUUGAUUCCAGCUCAAACUUAAAUUUCACUGAUCAUAAGGAAAAGUGCAGAUUAUGUUUACGUAACAUGACAGACUCAGAGAAAGUUAAAUUAGAUGAGAAAUUAGCAAAAAUAUUUUCUAACUUUACAGGUCAUGAGUUGACGUCUUCAGAUUCAUUCUCAAAAGAUGUUUGCAAAACAUGUAGCAAUAAAUUACAAGAACUAUCGGAAUUAAAAUCGUCUUAUAUCAACAUUCAAACAAAGUUGAAGGAAUGUGUUGAAAAAGAAGAAACUGGAAUGGAUUUUGAUAACUCUGAUUGUGUAGUUAUAAAUGACAGCAGUGAUAGCGAAGAUUCAUUUAGUGUUCAAUAUGAUCACAUACCAGAAAGAGUUAUUGUGACAGAUGAACAACGUAAAAAAGAUUCGAAUUUUAGACUUUGUCCAUAUUGCGGUAAAUAUUUCGAAAACAUGAGACAUGGAAACACACAUAUUACUGUAUGCCAUAAUAUGGCUAAUAAUAAUGCAUACAUUUGCGACAUUUGUGGAUACAAACAAUACAUCAUGACUAGAAUUAAAAACCAUAUGAAGAGACAUGAAACUCCAGAACUUAAAUACAAAUGUUUUACUUGUCCAAAAGCAUUCACAAACACUGAAGCCAGAAGAUAUCAUUUCCUGCAUACUCAUGAACCGAAAGUUAUUUGCGAUACUUGUGGAAAACAUUUAGCACCAGGGAAAACAUUUCGAAGACAUUUGGAAACGCAUUCAACGGUGUUUGAUAAAGUUUGUAAAGUGGAAGGAUGCCUUGAAAGAUUUACAACGUCAGCUCGUUUAUAUGCACAUAAUGAACAAUUCCAUCGUGACAGAGGCGAAUUUCGUUGCACAAUUUGUUCAAGUGUUUUCAAUUCGGUGCUAAGAUUAAAACGGCAUAUGAAAAGAGUGAAACAUUAAUUAAUCAAGGAAGAAAUAAAUAAAAUCAAUUUUGUGUUGAUUGCUAAGCAACAAACAUUCAAAUUCAUGUUAAUAAAUAAACAAAGAGAUUUUUAAUAAAAUAAAUAAAUGAUAUUGAAACAAUUAUUGUUCUGAAUAUUUAAAAUGGAUGUGUCGACUCUUCAGGAUUGUUUAAAACCACUCGAAGCAGCUGACCAAACCGCUGAUAAACUUAACGAAAUUCUUUUAAUUUCAACUCCUUCGAACAUUUCAAUGAUUGUGUAUGAAGCAAGACAAUUAAAGAUCGAUACUGCAGAAAGCUUAAGUCAAUGUGUUGAUGUUCUUUAUGAUAAUGCAGUGAACUCGUCACCUUCAAUCAUAGCGAAUAUUUGCACGAAACUUAUGUUCGCUAGCGUUCCACUUUGCAAGGAAUCACAAAGAAUGAAAACAUUCAAAGAACAAAUUUACGACAAAGCACGAAACGAAGUGGAAAACUUUAUUGAAAUUCAAGGUUUGUUGAAUGUGGGUCAGAAAUUGUAUAAAAGUGAAAGCUGGGAAAAUGAACCUGAUGAAGUAAUUAAAAGUUCAUGCAUGAGAAGAUUAAGACGACCAAUGGGAUUAUUUAAGUUCCUCGGCGAGUUGUAUUUAGUAGAUUUGUUAACGUCUUCAUUCAUUGACGAUUGCAUUGUUAAACUUCUUGAUUCGCAAUCAUGCAAUGAAAGUACGUUGGAAAUUCUUCAUGGACUCUUGAAAAUUGUCGGAAGGAAGUUGGAAAUUACCGAAAAAGUCAACUUGUCAGAUCAUUUUGAGACUAUCAAGGAAAGGAAGUCAUCAACUGUCAUCAAUCCUCAUACACGAU
Messenger RNA from Clunio marinus, 2511 nucleotides. The record is from the annotation of a GenBank genome assembly. Lineage: Eukaryota; Metazoa; Arthropoda; Insecta; Diptera; Chironomidae.